Messenger RNA from Micropterus salmoides (largemouth bass), 1760 nucleotides. RefSeq names its product caveolae associated protein 4a (gene cavin4a). The record is from RefSeq and is a predicted model, not a curated record. The coding region runs from base 173 to 1183 and encodes 336 amino acids. Gene Ontology annotation, biological process: regulation of gene expression. Gene Ontology annotation, cellular component: cytoplasm; caveola. The transcript has 2 exons. NCBI's taxonomy places the organism in Eukaryota, Metazoa, Chordata, Actinopteri, Centrarchiformes, Centrarchidae.
GGAGUUUCCCCUCUCUCCUGUCCCCAGACCUGAGUUUGGGUCACAGCGGUUGGGUGUUGCCACUCUCCGGUCCUGGUCCCCUUCCCCAAACCAAAGCACGCACCUGCAAAUUUAAAGCAAGUUUUAAACAAAUUUAAAGUGAGAGAUCUUCCUUAGUCACCGAAACACUGCAAUGGAUCAGCACAAGUAUCGCACGGCGGGCGUCCAGGAGAAGCUGGAGAUCAUCGGGGUGGAGGACGAGGCCGGGAACCCCAUCAGUGCCCUGACCAUCCUGUCUCUGCUGGAGCGCGUGGCGGGAAUCAUCGACAACGUCCAGUCCGGCCAGCAGCGCAUGGAGGAGCGCCAGAUGGAGCUGGAGAACAACAUCAAGAUCAUCCAGGGUGACGUCCUGAAACUGGCCAAGGACCACACCGACACCAGCGGCACGGUGGAGAAGCUCCUGCAGAAGACCCGCAAGGUCAGCGCCAACGUCAAGGAGGUCCGGACGCGGGUCGAGAAACAAAACACUCGCGUCAAGAAGGUGGAAUCCACACAGGAUGAGCUGCUCACACGCAACAAGUUCCGCGUCGUUAUCUAUCAGGGUGAGACGGAGGUCCCAUCAGUGGCCGUCACUAAGUCAUCCAAAGGGUCUGGCCUGGACGGGCUGGAAAUCGAGCCUGACUCCUACGACGUCCCUGUCGACCUCUCCUCUGAUGAGGAGUACCUGAGCGUGGAGGAGGCCGACCCUUCGCGAGCCGCCCGCCUCAAGAAAUCAGUCGCAAAAGGCACGGAGAGCCUGAAGGCCGCCUUCUCCAAAGAGAACAUGAGCAAAACCAAAGAAAAUCUGGGUUCCAAGUUCCACAACCUGGGCGAGAAGGUGAUGCCGCCCGAGCGGAGGGACAAGAUGCACCAAGCCGGGGAGCGGCUGAAGCAGUCCGGCGAGCGGCUGAAGGAGAACAUCGCCAAGAAAGCUCCGACCAAAGAGUCCUUUCGCAUCAAGCUGAAGAAGGAGAGAGCCGUCGCCGAGGGCCAGGAGGGCGCAGAUGCCGAGGCUAACCCCGAGCUCCACGUCCAGGCCCAGGUCACGGAGCCGGCGGUGCUCCCGGGGGUCACCUACACUGAGGUCGCCAUGGAAACCAAGAGGGAGGGGCCCGUGGAGGAGGGCACCGCCACCCGGGUAGGGGAAGAAGAUUACAGGAAGUAGAUCAGAUGUCGGAUCAGACAUCGCUGGCAGGAAGAGGAGGCGGGACACUUGAGAAAGCUUGUAAUACCCAGGAUUUAGAAAGAAGUUCUGUGAUUGGUCGACAAGGAUGAUGGACAUGUUUAUUUGCAAGAUUGUAUUAAAACAAAAGACGUGAGAUGAGUAUCGGUACUGACACCAACAACUCAUCAGGAAAUAAAUCUAUUUUAGGGUGUUAAGUCAAGUAAAUUUUAUGUGUUGACAGUUUUUAACAAUUACAUAAUUUAAACAACUUGAAUGUGAGAAUCUUUAUUUCAAAUGUCUAAAGUCUAGAGUCAAAAUUUUAGAGGUUACAGGUUGUGAUUAGUGACCAGGAUCAAAGUGCAGGUGAGGUUUAUUUGCACAAGAUUGCUGGAAGGAACAGAAACGGUUGAUAAAACUUUGAAAAGGAAGAUGAAUGUUGACGUAGUUCGUGUGUGUUGAUCUGGAUGUACAUAUAAUGUUGUACAUACUGACAAAACUGGGAAGGUGAAAUUUGGUCCAUGCAGGCCUCAGCUGGUCUCUGAGGAUCCUGUCGAAAAAAUAAAAUGGAUUGAACAUC